Messenger RNA from Pistacia vera, 1063 nucleotides. RefSeq lists its product as uncharacterized. The record is from RefSeq and is a predicted model, not a curated record. Lineage: Eukaryota; Viridiplantae; Streptophyta; Magnoliopsida; Sapindales; Anacardiaceae. The transcript has 9 exons. The coding region runs from base 107 to 841 and encodes 244 amino acids.
UGGACGCACCCUGCCCACAUUUUGAAAACCCGUUCAUCUCAAUCCCCCUUCACAAAACUCAAAGACUUUGUGGUCUCUCUGUGUUCUCUUUGAAUCGGCGAUCAUUAUGUCUCUCGCAAGUGUCCUCAAAACGCUCUUCUUCAUGCUCUGCUGCCUCAUGAUCGUCACUCUCGGCUACACCAUCUCCACCGAUGGCCUCCCCUUCCGCAAAGACCUUCUAACUCCGUGGAUGGCUGCCACUCUGGUUGAUUUCUACAUCAACGUUGUUCCUUUGGCGGCUUGGGUUUCCUACAAGGAAUCAAACUGGAUUAGUGCAAUUAUAUGGAUAAUUCUCCUUGUAUGCCUUGGCAGCAUUACCACCUGUGUUUACAUUUUCAUCCAAUUUCUCAAGUUGUCACCUCAAGAAUCUUUACAAGAUGCCAUGUACCAUGUUCUGUUGCGGAAUCCAAUCAAUAUGGAACAUAAAAGGAAGAACUCCCCUGUUGUGGCUGCCAGAAUCCUUUUUGGUGUUUUGGGUUUAUUGAUGUUGGGAACUCUGGUUUACACUAUCUUGACUGAUGGUUCUCCUUUUCGCAAAGAGCUCUUAACCCCGUGGAUGUCAGCAACACUAAUUGACUUCUAUAUCAAUGUUGUGGCUUUGUCGGUUUGGGUUGCCUACAAGGAAUCAAGUUGGUUUAAUGCAUUCCUUUGGGUGAUCCUAUUGAUAUGUUUCGGCAGCAUCAGUACAUGUGUUUACAUUGUCCAGCAGCUGUGUUGCCUGCGUUCUGAAGAUCCGCUCUGCCUCAUUUUGUUGAACACUAGUAAUAGGGCAGAAAACUGGUGUGAUAGAACCUGCUGCUGAGAGAUGCUGUAAAAGUUUAAAGUUGAUGAGCUCAAAGGCUGCCAGAUUAUGUACGAUUAAUUAACCGUACAAAUUACAGAGAGCAUUCCAUUUUCGCCUGCUAUAUUGAGCGAUUUCUUGUAUAUGUAUGGAUCUCUGUGUGCCUUUGGCACUUGCUGUAUCAAAUUGUAUCAGGGAUCGGAUUUAUGAAGAUUGUUUCAGCAAAUAUAGAUAGAAAUUUUC